Molecule: messenger RNA, 935 nt
Organism: Salmo salar (Atlantic salmon)
Lineage: Eukaryota; Metazoa; Chordata; Actinopteri; Salmoniformes; Salmonidae
Gene: nme2a
Product: NME/NM23 nucleoside diphosphate kinase 2a
Biological process (GO): GTP biosynthetic process; CTP biosynthetic process; UTP biosynthetic process
Molecular function (GO): nucleoside diphosphate kinase activity
Source: RefSeq, a predicted model, not a curated record
UCACAGUUUAGCUGUUCACGCAUCUCACUCCUUGAGGUUUAGUUAUAAAAAAAUCUUUGACGAGAUCACUUACUGAGGGUGACCAUCUGAAGAGAGGCUCCCAACUUUUCUAAAACUGUUUUGUGUGCGUUCAGAUACUAUAGCGCUCCUGCAAUCUACAUUGGAUUACUGAAAGCACCGCAUUAGCGAAAAUAACCUGCCCAGCUGCCUGUCAGUCACUAACCCGGAGGCUCAGUUGUCAAGCUUUCUCCCUCUUCUCUCUGUUCCUUAUCUUCUAUCCUCAUCGCGCCAUGUCGAACGAGGAGCGGACUUUCAUUGCCAUCAAGCCAGAUGGAGUUCAGAGGAGGCUUGUUGGAGAAAUCAUCAAGAGAUUUGAGCUAAAGGGCUUCAAAAUGGUGGGGAUGAAAUUCGUCCAGGCCCCGGAGUCUCUGCUGAGGGAGCACUACGCUGACCUGGAGGACAGACCGUUCUUCCCAGGCCUCGUUAGCUACAUGACCUCAGGACCAGUGGUGGCCAUGGUGUGGGAAGGGUUCAACGUGGUGAAGACAGGCAGAGUAAUGCUGGGAGAGACCAACCCUGCAGACUCCAAACCCGGAACCAUCCGAGGGGACUACUGCAUCCAAGUGGGCAGGAACAUCAUCCAUGGCAGUGACUCAAUAGAGAGUGCCAACACAGAGAUCAACCUGUGGUUCAAACCUGAGGAGCUUUGUAGCUACACUAGCUGCUCCACCAGCUGGCUUUACUGAUCUAGGAUCAGUUUACCAUCCACAAACCCUAACCAUUAGGACUAGGAGGGGGAAUGUAAAACUGGCCUUAGAUCAGAGACAACUUCAUCCUACUCUAGCUGGCGACUGAGGACCAUUUACUAGGGUAAAUGUGUGUUUGACUGCCUGUUUUGUUCAACUGAGCUUUCCAAUAAAAAAAACUCACAACCA